AGUAUAAGAAGUAAACAAUUUAAAAACCUAGCAUUUUGGUAGGUAUAAAAAGGACUGUCAGCCCAACCGCCGUCCGCCACCUCCGCCCACCAUCGCUGCUGUAAAACCACCGUCUAACUCCAUGAAAUACGGCUAGCACCUCAAUGCACCGUUAAAAUUAAAAAUCAUGGCAACGGUACAUUAAAACAGUCCAAAAUCAUCAUUUCUUCACCAACAGAAUCCCAACGUUUAACUUGCUAACGCCAUCGACUAAACACAAGGUCCAGCAGCUCCUUUUUGCUAUUUCCGGGGGGUUUCUAUCGGUCGAGGUCACUUCCUGAGUUCAGUUUGGUGUUGGAGAUGAUCACCAAGCAGUUAGAUUUGAUGGUGGAAAGGAAGUAGUGUUUUCAUGCUUGCUUCAAAGGAUGGAAGCGAUGACGCCCUGUUUGUCGAAAUCUUCGUGGACCUUCUGGAUUGCUUCACGUUUAUUUAUGCGAUUGAAACAGUCAGCAAGUUUGCUACCUUGUUCAGCUACAACCUUGGGUAGAAAAUCAUAGACAUCAGUAUCAGAUGAGAAAGCAAUGCACGCGCUUUUGAAAGCAAAACAGAAUCUGUAAUUAGCAUUAAGUUUCUCAGAGACACACCGUGCAUCGUAAGAAAUAACAGAGUAGUGAUGGAGAAAGAAGGAGAGCUACAUGAAUCUUCUACUCCUUGCUUGUAUUUAGUCUCUGCUUUCCUCGCCUGUGAACCCCCUGAUUUUGUUGUCUCAUUUGCCAGGGAUUUUGGAGGUGGUUCCAUUACGGAAAGAGUGCAAAGUUUCAUAUGGAACGUAUGUAUCAAGAAAUCAGAUGUGAAGUGUAAUUUGCCUUAUUUGAAAAGAUUCUUAAAGAAACUCAUUGUUGAAAUCGAGUCAAAUGGGGACGUUGUUUUGGAUGAAUUGUAUGAAAAGUAUAUUUAUUGUCUGGCUUCUGUGAAGGAUGAUGAAUUGGCAAAAGGAAGCACAAGAAUGUUAAGAAGAUUUUCGUUUCUAUUUCCCAAGGAUUGUUCACAACCCUCAAGUUGUCAAAUAUUUAGGAAAUUGGAAGUCACGUUGCAAUGUUCACUCAACAUGCUUGAAGGUGAUACAGGGUGCUCAAUCUGGCCAUCAGGUUUGUUCCUUUCAGAGUUCAUACUUUCUUUUCCAGAAGUGUUCUUGGACAAAUCUUGUCUUGAGGUUGGUUCGGGUGUUGGAUUGGUUGGUGUCUGUCUAGCUCAGACAAAUUGCUCCAAGGUAAUACUUACAGAUGGUGACUUGUCAACUUUAGCAAACAUGAAGCUCAACUUGGAGUUAAAUCAGCUGGGCACUGAUAUAUUAGGACAUACACAAAGAAACAACACGUUGCAGUGCUUGUAUUUGCCAUGGGAGUCUGCCGCAGAAAAUGAGCUACGUGAAUUCAUGCCAGAUAUAGUUUUGGGUGCAGAUGUGAUAUAUGAUCCACUGUGCCUCCCUCACCUUGUUCGAGUCCUCGCGAUUCUUUUGAAGCGGGAAGAUCUCAACGUAAGUCAUUUAAAUAAUGGCUGCAAGGACUCCUAUCCACCUGACCGGAGAUGUUUUGAGAGUGAAGAAACUAGUUCAGCAGGUGAGCUUGAUAUAUAUGGUGAUCCUCAUGCUGAGCAUUUGUCGCCUGUUGCAUAUAUUGCCUCGGUAAUUCGCACUAUCGACACAUUCAAUUAUUUCCUUUCGUUGGCAGAAAAAGAGAAGUUACUUGUAUCCGACAUCACUGAAACAAUGAAGCCACUUGACUUGCUUCCUUAUGUAAAGUCAUACCAGCGGUCUAACGUAAGGAUGUUUAAAAUUUCAUAUUUGCACAAAUAAGACUACUAUGUAACCAGACAGACUUAAGUCUGCUGUUUGGAAAUCUCUGGCUUGUUGCCACAGGUGAGAAAAAUGUUGAAGUAUACUAUUACAAGAGGCGAAAGUUUUUUUUUUUUUUUUACGAGGUACAAAUAGAAAUUUCUCUUUAUUUGA
Solanum pennellii is the source of this 1987-nucleotide messenger RNA. RefSeq names its product protein-lysine N-methyltransferase EEF2KMT. NCBI's taxonomy places the organism in Eukaryota, Viridiplantae, Streptophyta, Magnoliopsida, Solanales, Solanaceae. The record is from RefSeq and is a predicted model, not a curated record. The coding region runs from base 653 to 1834 and encodes 393 amino acids. The transcript is spliced from 12 exons.